CAAACAGUUGUCAGACACCAUUGUUUGUGUAAAGAAGCAAUGAGGAUUUGUUGAUUGUUUGCAUUGUUCUUUUCUCUGGCUUUGUUUGUGGAAUUUGUACAAAAUGUUUGAAAAGAGUAACAAGUACAAACUUAGCAUUGCUGAACCUACUGCCAGUCCUGAACAUUCCCAAAUGGCCAAGUGUUGUGGGGUUUCAUCUGGUAAAAUUGUGUGUUGGUCUCUACUUCUCCUCACCUUAUUAUGGGUUAUUGGUUUAUUGUGGUCAGGUAUGCUUCAAAGUGGAGUGCUAGCUUUGCUAGUCUUUGUAGGGUUCACAUCAGCUGAGAAUGCGCCCUAUGAACCGCCCUCCUACCGGCUGAAGGGAGAUGUGGUGCCCUCCCAUUACAUCUUGGAAAUAGUAACAGAUCUCGACAACUUCAGUUACACUGGCAAUGUUCAUAUCGAAAUGGAGUGCAAACUGCCUACUGACACAAUCUAUCUACAUUCUGUUAACUUGAACAUACAUGAGAAGGAAGUGACUUUCAAACGUAUCAUCAAGGAACAACAAUUUGAAGAUUUGCCGUUAUCUGGAAUCGAUCAUGACAUAAAGAAUGAGUUUCUGGUCAUAAAGCUGAAGGAAAAAUUAAACCCAGGAACGAAGUAUACCCUGUACAUACCAUUCGAUGGCAUACUAUCUGAAGGAUUGGCUGGAUACUACAGAUCCAGUUAUCUGGAUAGAUCUACCAAUACAACCAAAUGGCUGGCUGUCACUCAGUUUGAGUCUACAGAUGCUCGCAGGGCUUUCCCAUGUUUUGACGAACCUAGCAUGAAGGCCAUCUUUACUAUAAAAAUGGGUCACAAACAAGAAUUCACAUCUGUAAGCAACAUGCCUUUAGUGCAGACUAUACCUUUUGAAAACAAGCCAGGCUGGGUAUGGGACCAGUUUAAGGAUACUGUACCAAUGUCUACUUACCUGGUGGCUUUCAUGGUCAGCGAUUUCGAAUUUAGAGAGUCCGAUCAUCAGUCAAACAAUGUUGUUUUCCGUAUCUGGGCCCGAAAAGAUGCUAUUGGACAGGUGGAAUUUGCCCGAACAGUGGGACCCAAAUUCCUCUCGUAUUACGAACAGUAUUUUGAUGUUGGAUACCCCUUACCAAAACAAGACAUGGUCGCAAUUCCAGAUUUCAGUGCAGGAGCUAUGGAAAAUUGGGGUCUUAUCACCUACAGGGAGACAGCUCUGUUGUAUGAUGAGAGAACAACUUCCCGAGCUUUCCAACAUAACAUCGCCUCAGUAAUUGCUCAUGAAUUAGCUCACCAGUGGUUUGGCAAUCUUGUUACCAUGUUCUGGUGGACUGAUCUUUGGCUCAAUGAAGGAUUUGCCACGUAUGUUGCUGGCCUCGGUGUUCAUCAUGAAUUCCCAGAAUGGAAUUCACUAGAUGGAGUUGCAGUAGAAAAUCUUCUAACAGUUUAUUCUUUGGAUGCUUUGGAGUCCUCACAUCCCGUUUCUGUUCCCAUUGGUCAUCCUAGUGAAAUUACUCAGAUAUUUGACCAUAUAUCAUACAAGAAAGGUGCUUUCUUGUUGCGUAUGAUGAACCUGUUUUUGGGAGAGGAAGUCUUCAGACAUGGUGUCAGUGAAUACCUAAAGAAGCACCGAUAUGGAAAUGCAGCUCAAGAUGAUUUAUGGGCUUCUUUGACAGAACAAGCACAUAAGGCGAAUACAUUAUCCGCAGAACUCAGUGUCAAACUGAUAAUGGACUCAUGGACAGUUCAAACUGGAUAUCCAGUUCUCUCUGUCGUAAGAGAUUACCAAAAUGGAAAAGCAACAGUCAGUCAGCAUCGAUUCCUUGCCGUAAAAUCAAAGGAUGAAGAAAACAAACUGAACACUUGCUGGUGGAUACCCUUGACUUUCUCAACACCAAAACUGUCAAACUUCAGUGAAACCCGACCCAAACAAUGGUUGAGCUGCAAUGAGAAAGAGCUGUCAAUAGAUAUCCAGGCCAGCAGCACGGAGUGGGUCGUAUUCAAUAACAAAUUUGCAGGCCUCUACAGAGUCAACUACGACAAGGACAACUGGAAUCUCUUGGCUGAUGUGUUGAACAGUCCUGACUAUACCAAGAUUGACGUGUUGAACCGAGUUCAGAUUCUGUCUGAUGCACUGGACCUGGCCUGGAGGGGAGACCUUCCGUACCCCUUGGCAUUCAGGCUGGUCAGCUACCUCAAGCAUGAGACUGAGUACUUACCUUGGAGAGCCGCACUUAAUACCUUAAACAACAUUGACAGAAUGAUGCGCCGAACACCCAAAUACGGACAGUUCAGGGAGUACAUGCGAGAGCUGCUGCAGCCCAUCUACAACAAGUUCUCCAAGAUGACACAGCAGCCAGAUACAUAUGAGGGCAUUAAACACCAGAGCCUCAUCCUAUCAUGGUCCUGUCGCUUCGACAUCGGAGACUGUGUGAGUCAGGCUAAAGAUCUGUUUCGUCAGUGGCAGUUGUCUCCUGAAACCAACAUGAUACCAAAGGAUUUGAGAUCUUUGGUGUACUGCCAAGGAGUGAAGGCAGGAGGUGAGAAGGCCUGGGAAUUCAUAUGGCAGAAAUACCGAGCCUCCAACGUGGGCACAGAGCAAAGCCAGAUGCUUGGGGCACUUAGUUGCAGUCGGGAAGUAUGGCUUAUCAACAGAUACCUGGAAUGGUCUAUAGACGAAUCAUCAGGAAUUCGACGACAAGAUAGCUCAACUGUUUUUGGUUCUGUGGCUCACACUGACAUGGGAUACUACCUGGCCCAGCGUUUCUUCACUAGAAACAUCCAAAGAAUAUACAAAUACCACGGACCAAAAGCUACUCGUUUGGGUAGAUACAUUGCUUCCCUGGCUGAGCAAAUGAUUUAUAAUGAUGAAUUGGUUGAGCUUAAGAGAGUGACUGACGAAAAUGGAGAUGUUCUGAAUGACUCUAAGCUGGCCAUCAGUCAGAGUCUCGAGUCUGUAGCUGUCAACAUUGCUUGGCUCCAAAACAACUAUGAGACUAUCUCAAAAACACUCUCUCUAUGAACCUAGUCAAAUUACACAAAUAUAUUUUUUAUGUCUCCACAGUAAAAUUUAAUAAUACUACCUCUAUGUCUUUCAUGAACCCUACGAAUCAACUAUAAAAUUUCAUCUUUAAUUUCAAAAUUGUUUAAUUUAUUGAUAUAACAUUUUUGUUUUGUUUCUUGGCACAAGAUUUGUUAUACAUGUAUGUUUUAACAGUGUUACUUAAAUAGAGUUAAUAGAGAAUAAAUUUAUUGUUUAUUA
Homalodisca vitripennis (glassy-winged sharpshooter) is the source of this 3259-nucleotide messenger RNA. RefSeq names its product aminopeptidase N-like. The transcript has 18 exons. Gene Ontology annotation, biological process: peptide catabolic process; proteolysis. Gene Ontology annotation, molecular function: peptide binding; metalloaminopeptidase activity; zinc ion binding. The record is from RefSeq and is a predicted model, not a curated record. Lineage: Eukaryota; Metazoa; Arthropoda; Insecta; Hemiptera; Cicadellidae. Gene Ontology annotation, cellular component: cytoplasm. The coding region runs from base 104 to 3019 and encodes 971 amino acids.